Molecule: messenger RNA, 1978 nt
Organism: Zophobas morio
Lineage: Eukaryota; Metazoa; Arthropoda; Insecta; Coleoptera; Tenebrionidae
Product: cytochrome P450 6k1-like
Exons: 3
Coding region: 303-1649 (448 amino acids)
Molecular function (GO): oxidoreductase activity, acting on paired donors, with incorporation or reduction of molecular oxygen; iron ion binding; heme binding
Source: RefSeq, a predicted model, not a curated record
AGCAUUUCUCUUUGCUACGAAAGUUAUGUUACCAAUGGUAUAAUCACUCAAUCACUCAUUACGUAAUGAAUAAACAAACAAAAUAGAAAGGUGGGUACCGAGUACACAACCGAGUACUACCGACUGGAACACAUUCAGUUGGUUGUUUACCAUUUACCUGCGUACGUUGCACGGUUGAGUAACGAGCAUGUGAGACGCUGCAUUAAAAGAAAACAAUUCAUACCUGCUCUAAUUUCACGUGACAGAAUGUGUUAGUUGAAAAGUUCUUUUUUUGUGUUUAUUGCGACUUUAAUGGAACAAAUAUGGAUGAAGAUUGGUUGCUCUACUCAGUAACAUCCUUCACGUUUGCUGUAAUUUUUUUCUUUUGUUACAUUCGACAUGUUUUCACAUUUUUCGAAAGAAAUAAAAUACCAAGGCCAGUACAUCCCACAUUUCCAUUCGGUAACGUUUACAAUGUAAUUCGUAAAAGAACGAGCAUGUUUAUGCAGUUGUGGGCUUUCUAUAGUAGAUUCAAACGGAAGAAAUGCACAUUCGGUGGAUUUUACAUUUUUUUAAAACCUGCAGUGCUAGUAGUGGAUGUACAACUUAUUGGAAGAAUUUUCCGUGAUAAUGAAAAUAGUUGUUUUAAAGAUGUGUGCGGCGAUGCACGCAGUGUUUAUAAUUUUAACAACUUUAACACUGAAUUAAGUACAAGGUUAUUAAAUAAAAUUUCAGACAGCAUUGAACAAAUUUGGUUAAGAUUACUUCCAAAUUUUUCCGAUGAAGAAGAAGUCAAUUUUAGUGAUAUAAUUAAAAAUAAGUUUACUAUAUUGGUAUUAAAAGAUUUUUUCAAUGUAAAGUACGACUUUUAUGAUUUAGAAAGCAAAAACGCGUUUUCAAUUUUUCAAAAACUCUUUACAAUCAGCUACCCACAUUUUGGUUCAUUUCUUAAAACCGAUGAUAUCGACACAAAAAUGUCUACCUUGGAUGCUAGAAAAGAAGAAAUAAAAAAUAAAUACAUCUGGCAAACGUUGGAGAAGGAAGGUUUUUCUGAUGAAGAAAUUAAACUUUGUAUUUUUUGUCUGGUCAAAGCCCUGAGAAAAAUUAAUAACACGUUACUGUUUACGUUGUAUGAAUUGAGUAUCGAUGAAGAAGUACAAACAGAUUUAAGAGCAGAAGUCGCCAGAUUUAAAAAAAGUAAUUCCACUGUUACCUACCAGGACCUGAGCGAACUGGAAUAUUUGGAAACAGUCGUCUGUGAAAUUUUGAGGAAGUACCCCACAGAACCAUUUGUGUACAAAAUUUGUGAGAGAGAUUAUUCGAAAAAUGAUGUACAAUUUCCAAAAAAUAUGCUAAUUUUUGCAUCUAUAUUUGGUAUACAUCAUGAUGAUCGGGCUUAUAUUAAUCCCGAACUGUUCGAUCCUGACAGAUUUUGUAAAGAAAAUUUAAAAUUUGUUGAUUCAACAAAGUAUUUACCUUUUGGAUUCAAGGAUGAAAAUGACUUCGGUAUACUUUAUUUGAAGCUCAUAGUGAAGGCAACCCUUGUAGAACUUCUAUCAAGGUUCAAAUUUUCUCUGUCAAAGAAAUCGCCAAAAACAAUACAGUUUAAUGAAGCUAAUUUUACGAAUCUAGAACUGGCUGAAGACGUAUGGCUAAAUUUGUGUGUUUAGAGUAUAAUUUAUUGUCUUUCUAUAAAAAGAAUAAUAUUCUGUCAAAAAUAUUGGAUAGGUAUGUAUGUGUAGUGAUUGAUUACUAUUAGAUUACGUUUGUCAUUUUAAAUUCCUGUACGUGUCUAAGUAACUAAAUCCAAGACUAAACAGUACAUAUUUUUCUGUAUUCACAUUGAUAGAGCAAUAAAGUUAAAUGUGUGCCAUGCAAUAAUUUAUUAUUUCAUAUUUUCAGGUUACCAGUGGUACGUUACAGUAUCAUCUUUUCAUUAUUAUUUGAUCGUUUUCAUUCUUAAAAGAAAUACCACGUACGAGUUUCUUGGCUCAGAUUU